Marmota flaviventris (yellow-bellied marmot) is the source of this 1803-nucleotide messenger RNA. It is a transcript of the gene Srrm4, whose product is annotated as serine/arginine repetitive matrix 4. Gene Ontology annotation, cellular component: nucleus. Lineage: Eukaryota; Metazoa; Chordata; Mammalia; Rodentia; Sciuridae. Gene Ontology annotation, molecular function: mRNA binding. Gene Ontology annotation, biological process: mRNA processing; neuron maturation; regulation of RNA splicing. The record is from RefSeq and is a predicted model, not a curated record.
AUGGCGAGCGUUCAGCAGGGCGAGAAGCAGCUUUUUGAGAAGUUCUGGCGAGGAACCUUCAAAGCGGUGGCCACCCCGCGUCCCGAGAGCAUCAUUGUUGCUAGUAUCACGGCCCGCAAGCCGCUGUCAAGGACAGAGCCCCAGAGCAGCCCCAUAGGUCCAGCCCAGGAUGGACCUUCAGAAAAACUGGGUCAGCGUCUGGCCACCGAGGCCUUGGGCACCAACAGCUGGGAGAGAGACAAGGCCUGCCGGGAGCUGGGUCCUGCCAGAGCUCGAAGUGCGUCCCUCGACAGAGACUUCACACCACCACCCUCCUCCAGGGGGAAGAAGAAGAAGAAGAAAUCUGCCCGGAAGAAGAGAAGGAGGUCCCCAUCCUAUAGCCCAUCGCCCGUGAAGAAAAAGAAGAAGAAAAGUUCCAAGAAACACAAGCGACGCAGGUCCUUCUCCAAGAAGAGAAGACACAGCUCCUCAAGCCCAAAAACCAAAAGAAGGGAAGAGAAGAGGCAUAAAAAGCAAUCUCGAAGCCGGCCCCGAAAAUCUCACCGUCACCGCCACCACCACUGGCCCUCGCGGUCCCAGAGCUCGGAGUCACGCUCCUCCAGUUGUGAGAGCAGGCACCGAGGCCGGUCCCCCGAGGAAGGGCGGAAGUCCCGCCGCAGGCACUCUCGCCGCUGCUCCAAGACCCUGUGCAAGGCCAGCCCCGAGGCCCGGUCCAGCCCCCCGCCCAGCCAGCCCCUGCAGAUGCUCAGCCUCCUGUCGGCCAGGGGUGUAAUCACUGGGUCGGGGUCUGCCGCUGACCUGUUUACCAAAACAGCCAGCCCGCUCGCCACCUCCCGAGGACGGUCCCAGGAGUAUGACUCCGGCAACGACACGUCCUCCCCGCCCUCCAGGCAAACCAGCUCAGCCAGGUCCCGGGGCCAGGAGAAGGAGAGCCCCCGGGGAGACCUGAGCAAGAGCCAGGAGCUCCACAGCGGGAACACCUCGGAUUCAGGGAACUCCUUCACCACCUCCUCUCCCCAGAACAAGGGGGCUGUUCUGGAGAAUCUCUCUCCCACCAGCAGGGGCCGAGAGUCAAGAGGAUUUCAGUCGCCAUGUCUGGAAUGUGCGGAGGUGAAGAAGUCCAGCUUGGUCCCCUCCACAGCCCGCAGCUCCCCCAUGAAGGAGUGCUCCCGUAGCUCCUCCUACGCCAGCACCCGGUCCUCCAGUCUCUCUUCUCGGUCCCCAAACCCCAGAGCCUCCCCCAGGUACACCCGGAGCCGAUCCACCUCCUCUGAAAAAAGGUCCUACUCCCGCUCUCCCAGCUAUUCCUCCAAGUCUGGCAAGAGGAGCCCGCCUAGCAGAAGCUCUCGAUCCCGCCGCAGCCCCAGCUACUCCCGCUACAGCCCCAGCAGGGAGCGGGACCCCAAGUACAGCGAGAAGGACUCGCGGCAGCGGGAGCGCGAGCGAGCGCGUCGAAGACGUCGAUCCUACUCGCCCAUGAGGAAGCGCCGGAGAGACUCUCCGAGCCACCUGGAGGCCCGGAGGAUAACAAGUGCCCGGAAACGCCCCAUCCCCUACUACCGGCCCAGCCCUUCUUCACCCAGCAGCCUCAGCAGCACCGCCUCCUGGUACAGCAGUAGCAGCCGCUCCGCCAGCCGCAGCUACUCCCGGAGCCGAAGUCAGAGCCGGAGCCGGAGUCGAAGUCGGAGCCGCAGCAGGACCGGCACCAGUAGCAGCUCGAGUGCCCGCAGCCCCAGCCUGGGCUCUCGGAGCAGGAGCCGCAGCUACAGCUCAGCAGGCAGCUACUCCAGCACGAGGCGCUAA